UGUUCACACGAAAUGUCGUGUCUUUCAUGAACAUCAACACACGCAACAUGUUGUACGAGCGUCGCUACGCCAUCUAUUUUGAGAGCGAGGCGGUGAUGAGGGCCUAUGACCUACUGAUGGAACACUCCUGCCCCCUCUGCAAGGACAUCCCCCCCUUCAAGAACUUCGUCAUGCUCAAGGACCACAUGCGCAGGAACCACGAACUCUUCUACUGCGAGCUCUGUGUCGACCACCUCAAGAUCUUCACAGGGGAACGUAGGUCAUACACUCGGAGCCAGUUGGCCCAGCAUCGACGCAAGGGGGACACAGAUGACACCAGUCAUCGGGGCCAUCCACUGUGCGAGUUCUGUGAUGCUCGGUUCAUGGACAACGAUGAACUCUUCCGGCACCUGCGUCGUGACCACUUCUUCUGCCACAUCUGUGAUGCUGACUCACUCAAUACUCAUUAUUAUGAGGACUACAGUGCCUUGCGAGAACAUUUCCGUGCAGAUCAUUAUCUCUGUGAAGAAGGAGGAUGCCAAGAAGAGCAGUUUACGUCAGUAUUUCGCACCAAACUUGAUCUCCAAGCUCACAUGGCACAGAACCAUUCAUCGAAUUUGAGCAAGCAAGCUGCCCGACAGGCCCGUACGCUGGACAUAGAGUUUACGUUGAACCACCGGCAGCAAGACAGCGGCCGCCACGAUGAGAGGGGGAUGAGGGGAGGCAGAGGAGGCCGAGAUGGACGAGGGAGAGGAGGGAGACGAGAUCGAGACAGAGAUCGAGACUUUGAGGAACAGCAGUUGCCUGACGAAAUGGACAGCAGACCUCCUGUGACGCAACAUUCCAUUGAUAUCAACUGUGUGCAAGAUUUCCCUUCCCUGAAUGGCACUGGACCAGGGUCAGGGGGGGAUGCUGGAGGGGGAGGGGGAAACAGGUCCAUGGCAGCGCAUUUAGCCAAACAGAAUCGAUUUACAGUAAGAGCCUCGGGUGGCAGGGGUAGGAGUGUGUUAGAUGAAGAAUUUCCUUCUUUAGGGUCAACAAGUGUCACAGUUAGUACAGCUCAGGCCACUGCUCAGUCCCCAACAUCUCCCACCACCUCUGUGCAUCUUAAGGUAAAUACGAAAAAAGCUGUGAGGGAUGGCCAAAAUGCAGGCCAGAGGAGCAGUAAUGUUUCGAUACAGUACAAUCGCACUGUCCCUGCUGCGGCAAAUGGGCUCCAGGGUUCAGGUGCAGAAGGCGAGAGUGGCAGUGGUGGAGGGCCUCGCAUUGGUGUUAUUUCACAUAGCAGUAAUAUUACUCUUCGAAGCAAAGCUAAUAACAAGGCCAAAAGCAAAGGGUUGGAGGAAGAUUUCCCAGCUCUUUCUGUUUCUACAAAAACGACAAAUGCUGGCAUGGGGUCGAGUGGCUGGGGGUCAACAGCAGCAGCACCAGCUCCCAGUAUGCCAGCCAGUGUACCAGUUAAUAUUUCCAAAAAUAUGAAAAAAGAUUUUCCAGCUUUAGGGCCAUCAGCUGGGGCGCCUUCUGUCGCACCUCCUUCAAAACCUGGAAAGAAAUUAAAUCCAAAAGAUUUCCCUUCUUUAGCACCAAAUCCUGACAGUCAGACCCACAUGAAAAAUUAUCAUGGUCGUUCUAGUGUUACAAUACCAGUGAGCAAUGCCUGGACACAUACAGUUGACCAGGUGCCUAAAGCAUCAGAUGGAAAUGAACCUUCAAGUUCCAAGAGUAAGAAGAAGAAAAAGGGAAGCAACAAGAGUGCAGCUGAUGUUACCACCAAUAGCAGUGCCAACUCAAACCAAAGUAGCAGUAAUAGCACAUCAAAUAGUGUGUCAAAUGGCCCUUCGAAACCCAGCACCAAGAAGAAGCCUGUUGGUUUGCACAAUAUCUUUGAUGAUGACAGUGAUGAAGAUGCAGUUGCAAUGGACCUAAGUAUGGGGAAAUUGGGUGACUAUCAGUCUAUGGCUCCUGUAACAAGCUCAAACCUGAACAUUAUUACCAGUGAUAUGGUCAAUGAGAGGAAAAAGUCUGAAUUGAAAAUUGGCACCUUGCGAGCCCCCCCACCAAAGCUGGAUAAUGAUGAUGCUUUCCCAACCUUGGGGGGAUCAUUUUCACCAUCACCCCUGGCUACCUCUACCUGGUCAUCCCCGGCAAAGAACACCGCUCCACCAGGUUUCACGAGCAAGCCCAAGGUUCCACCAGGCUUUAGUGCAACAGACAUGACUUUCACAAGUAGCUCCGGGGAGAAGUUUGCAAUUUCUCCCACCUCUGAGGCUGCUGUGUCCACCUCAGCAUUCACAGCCCAACCCACGACCACCUACACCUUCCAGCUACCACCAAGAUUUGAACUCCGUAACAAGAGGCUUAUCAAGACAAUCCAUGAUGAGUGUAAAGGAGAUGAGGACAAGUUUGAUUGCUUCAAGAUGCUGGCUGGUCAGCUGCGGAGUGGAGACCUCUCUGGACAUUUGUAUUAUGAACAGUGCCGGGAAGUUAUGGGCAAGGGUACCUUCCACAAGAUACUCCCAGAGCUUUUGGUUCUCUUACCUGACAUCAAAAAACAGCAGGAGGUGCUGGCAGCGUACCGGAAAGUGGAUGGAGGGAGAGGCUGCUCCACCGUGUUUGCCGUGUGUGUAGUUUGUCAGCAGGUUCUCAGCCAGGAUGACUACUCUGAGCACAUGGACAACCACGACCAAAAUGCUUCAGACUUCCCUUCCUUAGGCAAGCCAGGCCCUCACCGGUUUCAGAAGUAAAAUGCUGCAUAUUCAAGUUGCAGUAAUUAGGGUAGUUGGGGACGGGAGUUGCAGGAGAGACUCCUUCCCCCUGCCACUUUUCUACGCUUAAUUGGUGAAUCACAGUGCUGUGUUUUGCAGGUGGUAAAUCUGAAUUUUUUUUUGGUUUUGUUUGUCUGAUGUUUGUGACUGACUUUGCUAUAAAUUUUUUCCCCCCCCUCUUGAUUUAUUAUCUUGAAAAAAUUUGUGAAUUGAUUUUGGGGGAAUGGUAUGGGAUGGGAUGGGAUAGCACGUUUUUUUUUCCCCCCCACGAAGCUCAAAAUUUAUAUGGAUUAGAUUUUUUUUUUUUUUUUUUUUGGAAUUGUACAUGGUGGAAUCUGGCUUAUAGGAAUGGAAUUGUCAUACUCGUGCAUUUCCACGGAUUUGAAUAUAUGUAUUUUAGUCUUGUUUUUAUGAGCUUCCACUUUGUCAUCUCAUCGUAUCAGGCUUGGUAAACUUGCUCGCUCAUAAUUGAUUGUGUUCAACGGUUAACCUUGCUCAAGACUACAAUGAUAGAGUGGAUUGUGUUGUGCCACUGGGACUGGGCAGUGAAUGUAUGGAUAUUGCACAGGGAGCUGAAGAUGCAUUUUUUAUGAUGAUUAUUGUUAUUUUUUUCUUUCUUUCUUUUUUUGUGAUGAUGAUUUCUUGGUUAUCAUAAUGUGAUGAUGGGUGAUACAGUUAUAGUAUAUAUAUUUUUCUGUUAAAGUUGCAAGUAUAUCUGUGAAGCAUA
This is a messenger RNA of Penaeus indicus, 3471 nucleotides long. RefSeq names its product E3 ubiquitin-protein ligase ZNF598-like. The record is from RefSeq and is a predicted model, not a curated record. Gene Ontology annotation, biological process: protein ubiquitination; rescue of stalled cytosolic ribosome. The coding region runs from base 27 to 2723 and encodes 898 amino acids. The transcript is spliced from 6 exons. Gene Ontology annotation, molecular function: ribosome binding; ubiquitin protein ligase activity. Lineage: Eukaryota; Metazoa; Arthropoda; Malacostraca; Decapoda; Penaeidae.